GGAGAAGCGCUUUACGCGGACUUAGUGGAAGUCAGGAGACCUGAAUUCUGGCCCUGGAUCUAAAUGGAUUUAGGGAAUAUCUCAAUGUGUUUGACCUUCAAUUUAACAAUUAGGGAAAAUGAGAGUUGGAAGUAGAUGGUAUCUGAACUCAUUGAGCCAUUCUGGGUACAAGCUUUUCAACGGAACCGAGUUUGGGAAAUGUAUACAGUAAGGUGGGGGAGGAGGAGAAGGAGGCUGGGUCCGACUGCGUUCACACCGCCUAAAUUCAGUAAUACCCCUUCCAAUCUCCAAUUCCUCUUGCAUGGUCUCCUCUUAGUCACCCUUCACCUCAGGGCCUUGCAAGCAACUUAACCCCACAGCCCUAAGAGCCUACCCUGCUGGAGGGGACAAUACGGUUUGUGUCACAGCAGUCUUGUGACACCGCACCACGUAACAAUCCGACUAAUGCGCAGGGGAGCCCCUACCUAGGGCCCUCCACUCCCGCCAGAAAGCCCUUGGAGGCUGCAGUGGCUGGGAUGUCGCACUUCUGCAAGCGUCCUCUGCGGCUGGAGAAGGGCUUCAUCUUGGACGGUGUGGUGGUGAGCACCGUGGCCCGCACCCACGAGCGCCUGCGGCCCAAGCUCUGGUCGGCGAUUCCGCCCUACAACGCGCAGCAGGACUACCACGCCCGCCGCUACUUCCAGAGCCACGUGGUUCCGCCCAUUCUGCGCAAAACCGAGCAGGAUCACGGUGGCACAGGAAGAGACGGCUGGAUAGUGGAUUAUUUCCACAUCUUUGGGGAAGGACAGAGAUACCUGAACAGGAGAAACUGGGCAGGGGCAGGGCAUUCCCUCCAGCAGGUGACCGGGCAUGAUCACUACAAUGCUGAACUGAAAACGAUCAAGGGAUUCAAUGGUCGGUUUGGCUAUCGCCGGAACACCCCAUCCCUCCGCCAGCGCCCGUCUGUCUUUGGAGAGGUCACCCAAUUCCCUCUCUUCUAACAGCAUCUCUUCCCUUCCCACGCCUGGACCUGAAUAGAAGACAUGUUUAGAUGAACUCUUAAUGCUAUUUUUAAAUAAACAAUGAUGUUAUUUGUG
Messenger RNA from Ailuropoda melanoleuca (giant panda), 1076 nucleotides. RefSeq names its product sperm microtubule associated protein 1 (gene SPMAP1). The coding region runs from base 516 to 980 and encodes 154 amino acids. The transcript is spliced from 3 exons. Lineage: Eukaryota; Metazoa; Chordata; Mammalia; Carnivora; Ursidae. The record is from RefSeq and is a predicted model, not a curated record.